GUUUCCCUGUCGAAGGGGACGAACGAAGGGGGCUGACACGUAACUUGGUGGAACAACAGGAGGUGGGGAAGCGUGUAUGGAUUAACGCGAGUUACCCAAGGAAAGCUUUUAGGGUUUUCUUUGUGUUUCCCGUAGAUCAGACUGAAGAUAAACGUUAAGAAGGUUGGAACACAUAAGGCUUUCUAGCAUUAUAGUUUAUAGCAGGUAAACAAAAACAAAUUCUGUGGACUCCACCUCCAAGGAUUGAGCUACUCUCUUCACGUAAAGUUUUAGGGACUUAGUGAAAAGGAGAUACCUGUAAGUUGUCCCUAAGUUGCUGCCUUUAGUUGGAAGCGAUCUUGCAGGCGGAUUGUAUAGCUGCAGGCGAUGCAUUUCCAGAUGGUUGUAGCGUGCAGUUUUUCGUGGUGAAGCAGUGGGUUCCGUCGUUGUCAUUUGUCCAGAGGGAUACAGGAGCGAAAAUAUGGGAACCGGCAUGUGUUCCAGAAAACAAAAACGGAUUAUCCAGAGCCUCUUUCUCCUGACUGUAGUGGUAGUCUUUUUGUACGGAGGGAUGUUGUACUUCGAACUGCAGGAUAGGCUACAGAAGACGCAGGCUUUGGCUUUGAAGUACCAACAGCAUCAGGAAUCCCUGUCUGCACAGCUGCAAGUUGUAUAUGAGCACAGAUCAAGACUAGAAAAAUCCUUGCAGAGGGAAAGACUUGAACAUAAAAAAGCUAAAGAAGAUUUUCUUGUUUAUAAAUUAGAAGCCCAGGAAACACUAAAUAAAGGAAGGCAAGACUCCAACAACCGAUAUAAUGCACUGAAUGCACAACAUCAACUGGUAAAGAGCCAACUUGAUGAAUUAAAGAAGCAGUACACGCAGUUGCAGGAAGAACAUGAAAAACUUGAAGACAAAUACAGCAAAACCAGUAAUGAUCACAAACUCAAGUAUCUGCAGUUACAGCAAGAUAAGGAACAAGAUCUCUCCAAACUAAAGGAAAACAUCUACAACUUGCAAGAAGAAAACCGACUACUGAGAAAAGCACAUCAAGAUGUCCAUGUUCAGCUCCAGGAUGUUAAGCAAAAGCAUAAGAAUUUGUUGUCAGAACAUGAACAUCUGUCAGUGACUUUGGAAGACCACAAGAAUGCGCUCGCUGCUGCACAGGUUGAGGUGGAAGAAUAUAAACACUUGAAAGAGACACUCAAUAAAAUUCCCAGCUUUAGACAACCUGGACAGACUGUACAUUUGGCAGAAGGACUGAAACCCCAACAGAUUCCUGAUCAAAAAGUGGAAGUUGAUCAUAAAGCUGAAUUGCAGCAGGAGCACGAAGACAAAAAUAAUGCAGUUGAAGAACAGCAAGAAGUGCAGAAUGUGCACAUAGUAAACAAAUUUGAUCACAAUGCAUGGCAGAAAGAAGCAGACGGUCAUGAACAGCAUAACCAGCCAGUGGUGGAAUAUGAGCAGAGGAAGGAGAUGCAGGAAGAGGAGAUGGAACAGGCUGGGCAACCUGAGCAAUUAGAGGAGGAACCAGACCAGGUUCAAGAAGAGCUGGAGCAUCAGCAGGACCAAGAUGAAAAGAGGCACAUCCAGGAGGACUCAAACAAACUGGCAGAGCAGCAAAAGGAAGCUACUGUUACAAAGGGUGUAGAAAGACGCAAGUCACCAUAUGAGGAGCAGCUGGAGCAGCAACGUCUUUUAUCCCAGAAGGCUGAGGAAGCCCGGAGACUGAGAGAAGCUGCCCUUCACCAGCAGAGAUUGCAAGAACAGUUUCAAAGACAAAAACAGGCUGAAGAAAAUGAAGUGAAGAUGCAACACGAGGUUAAGCAUGAGGAGGAGCCAUUCCAUCAGGAUAAUUUUAGGCAUAAGUCCCGCUAUGAUAACAUUGACCAGGAUAUUGUACAAGGAGAUGAAGAGCAAGGAAUGCAAGAAGAGGAAAACCCUGAAGUGGGUGUUAACCAUGAGCAAGAUGAACAUAUGGGAAAUGGGAUGGAACUCCAGCCACUUCCAUUAGGGCGCAAUGGUGUGCACCAACAUUUGCAGAAAGCAGCUGAUGAGGAUGUGAAUCCAGCAGAUGAUCCUAACAAUCAAGGAGAGGACGAGUUUGAAGAAGCUGAGCAGGAAAGGGAAGAAAACCUUGCCGAUGAUAAUGAGGAGCAGAAACCUCAGCAGCAGCGCCAGAACCAGAACCCUGAAGUUGAAGAACACCUUGUGAUGGCAGGCAAUCCUGAUCAGCAAGAGGACAAUGUGGAUGAACAUUACCAAGAGGAAGGAGAAGAAGAGGUUCAGGAAGACUUAACUGAAGAGCACAAAAGAGAACCUGACAAUGCUGAAGAACAGUAUGGUGAAAACAAUGAGGAAAAUGAUGAUCGGAAAGGUCAUAGAGGAGUAGAUAGAGAAGAGGCUGUAAAUGCCAACAAGCCUGAAGAAGAAGUGCAUGAAGAUGAAAACUAUGAAGAAGAUGAAGAGGCGCAAGAAGGAAAGCAAAAUGAAAGAGCAGAGAUGUGAUGAAGUUCUGCAUCUCAUUGUUUCUGUUAAUCCAUGUUACAAUAAUUUUACAAAAGUUGCUUCCAAAAGGAGUCUUUCCUAUGUAGUUUCAGAAUUAUUUCAAUUCGAGAACACACAGCAAUUUGACCAUAUUUCACGCUUUUACAGCCUACCAGUGCAUUAGAUUAAAAUGCUUAUUUUAAUUACCAUAAUUUUAAGUCACAGAGAAGAUUACAUAUCAAGGAUUAUAUUUUCUGCUAAUGAAACUCUUCACAGGUUUUAUCAAAAAUUAUAUUAUGAUUAAUGUCUCAGAGCAUAACUUGUGGUGCCAUUUGCAAUGUUUCUCUCUCUCAUAGGUUUGGAAAUGAGCAUGAGAUGUUUCAGAGAGAGGCAAUUAAGAACUGUACAGUUAAAAAUGUAUUUCUUUGAUGGUGCAGAAGACUGCUACAUCCUGGUUCACUACAGCCAGUAGCAACAUAUGAAAGAUCUGCAGUCUGUAUAACAGUGGUGCCUCCGACUUUGUUAUCCACAGUCCAUACUUACACUUAAUGUCAUUGUCCUCCCACUGUUGUUUCUGUAUUAGAAGUCUAGGUAGACAUAUACAAAAAGGACUGCAGGUCAGAAAAUGCAUAGAUUUAAGAAUGAACCAUAAUUAUUAGAAACACCAAACCAGAACUCUCAGCAUCGCAUAGAGAGUCUUGGUCUGUUCAACAAUGUUAGACUAGGAUAGAAGAAGCUCUUGAUUAGCCUGUUAUGGAGAAUAAACUGUAGGGCACCUGAGAAGAUGUAAACUCAGGGAGAUAAAUUGGUGUCUCUUUAAUUAAUGAGGAGAAGUGUUGCAUUACUUCUGGAUGAUUGUGGUUUAAAUUGUUAUAGUCUUGUAACUGACCUUCUGGUACUUUCCUUUUUGAUAUGCCCUGAGAAAGGUGGUAAGUGGUACUUUUUGAUAUUGUAGUUUUAUUGCCCAGAAGUAAAAUUCAUGUUAUCUGAAUUAUUCCUCUAAACAUGAUAAUAAGGUACUUGAUUGUUAACUUGAUAAUAUUAAUGUAUGAAUGAUUCAGCCAUUAUUUUACAUAAAUGUGUUCUAAUUUAUGAAGACAGCCAAACAUUUUAAAACAGUAAUACAGUAUAAAAUAUUCUGGCCCUACAGAUAUCUGUGUAUAUGGAAGUCAUUACAAAGUCUUACAGGUGGUGCAUGCAGCUGGUUCCUGGCAUGCUUUUACUUUGUGGUUUGAUGCAGUGAGUGUACAUGUGAUAUCCUUCCUGACACUCUCUCAUUACAUGCUUUUCCUUCAUCUCAGGAUCACGAACCCAUGUGUAUGAUCCUCCCUCCUGUCAUAUGCAGUGGCACCCAUCUGAAAAGGAGAAAACAUGUCUGAUACCUUGCUUCCUAGGUCUUUCUUGUAAUUUCUACACUGCAGCUGUCAUCCCAAUGUGUAUCAUUGCAAAGCUUUUGCAUUCACUAACUCACUGACUACAAAUUCAAGACAUCUUGUGUGUUCUUGAGGACUUCUGAUCUGAUGUGGACCAGGUCUUCAGUCCAGCUAACCAGAUAAGGACAGGUGAGAAGUUGAUGAAUCAUUAUGUACAAGUUGUCUGCAGUGGAAGGAGACUAGCACAGGGAUCAGUCACAGAUUUAUUUUUCUUUUUUUGUUAAUACUUUUUAUUGAAGUUUUCAUUGUGUCAACAAAAUACUUCAUAGAAAAUGCAUGGAGUGAAAACUGUGAACCACUAAAAAUAGUGUACAUUAUAUACAAGAUAAAAGAAUAUAGCAACUGAAUGUACCACAAUUCCAUGCAGAGUCCAGAGAGACCUAAGGUGUAAGAUAUCAGGAGGUCCAGCUUUGGUUGGUCAAGCUUUAACCUAUCUUCAAAUCUGGUGUUGGUCAUGGAGACAGACUUCAGUGUUGUAAGCUUCCCUUUUAGCCAAAUGUUGAGCUCCUACUGUCAUUCCUCAUAGGACUGUGGUUGAAGCUGAAAACGGUGCAACCUACUAUUCAGAAAAUGAUCGGUGACUUGUUACUGCCUUUUCCCAUACUCAAGUACAUUUUGGUGGUUGCCUAAUGUAUUAUUAACCUUAGAAGCCUUAAAUACAUCACCAAGGUUAAUGUCUGGUCAGAGGAUGUCUUCUUCUUCUGUCACCUUUUUUCCAAGCUGAAACUUGCUCACCAUUGGUGGAUAAGAUGGCUUUAGCAAGCUCUUACAGGUAGUCCAACAUAGUUUGGGCCUUUGGUUGCCCAUGUUUAUGCAGUGUGCUUAGUAUGUGCUGGGAAAGGAAUAAGGGGUUGAUGUAAGAACAUGUUUCAUUAGUGUGAUGCAGUGCCAUUGCACAGCCCAGUGCCUGCAUCUCAACCUGACAUCUUCCAGCGACUCUUCCCCACAUUAUGGUUCUGUUUUUUAAGCAGAUGAAUGAAGUUCCUCCAAUGCCUGCCAGAGGACAGAGAUCCUGGUUGGCCCCUUUAUAUGUUAGUCAAAGAAGGUAUUCUGCUUCCACUUGUAGUUCUUCAUGGCAGGAACUGUAAGGAAAUUGAGGUCCUUGUCAAUAAGAUGAACAGGUGUGAUGACUAAUUGAUGACCCUUCCUUUGUGCUUACUGAAUUAUGAGGUCUUCUCUAGACUGACUGCUUGGAUCCCUGUCUUCAGAAAAUGCUUAUCCAAUAUUUGGAGAGAGGAGAACACUUAAUCUUUUCAUGGACAAAGUUUGCCUCAUUUGUAGCUUGGGAGCAUCCACAUACUAGGUAUUCUCUUAACAAAAAUGUGGCCACCAUUUACAACCUUUCACCACUGAGUGGUACUAAAUUCCAUACAAAUGUUCUAAAGCUGACUUCUGUUUGCCAUUCUCUUGGUCCAGCAUAUUAUUCAGCUGCCGCAGCAUUUGGUCAUUUUGCCAUAGGAUAACAAGUCCAAAGCUAUGGAUAAGUUUGGCAAAGAGGGUUUUCUUUUUGGGGCUCUUAGCUGUUUGUCUCCUUCUCCAAAUUAUGUCCUUAUGGCCAAGGCUAGUCUCUCUGAGCUUUCAAUUUCCAUUUUUCAGAAAUCUGUGGAGACUCAUGUGAAUACAGAGUCAUUGCUUGACUUCCAAGUACUAACCGUUAGUGUGUUGAACAGUACCACAUGGUCUGGUAGGGGACUGUUCUUUUUUUGGGGAGCUUCUUCAAACUGUCUUGGAUGCACACUUUGAUAAGGGUUCUUUUCCAGGGAACUUAUUAGAGGUGAAAUGUGAUGUCUACUUUGAACAGUAUGAGCAUACUCUCACCAAUCCAUCAUCUUGUAUAACAUCCCAUGCCUCCAGGAAGAAAACUCCUCCUUGUAGACAGAAGAGAUAACCUAAUGUUAGACAGUGCUGCCUCCUCCAACUUAAAGACACCUGAGAGACAAGCACAGCACAAUAAUGCAACAUUCAUAAAUAAUAAGCAAGCAGAAUGAGACGCAGAUGACUAUUAAAUCCAGAAUAAGGCCUUUACUGAGUGCUAAAACACAAGCGCUUUCACAAAUAAGCUUCUUCAGGUGUGUGCCAGGACUGACUUUAUGAGGCCAGUUGUCUGAAUUUGCCCCCAUGGUAAGCCACCCCUCAAGACAAGUGUGUCUUAAAUGUAUUAAAAAAGGCUACUUUCUAAAGCUACAUAGCUUUACCAGAAGCAGAUAGAAACUUCUGAUGUGGUCGUGUUUGCUAUACCUCAGAGAUGCCACAUACCCUGUGCCAGUCUCAGAACAAAGAAGCAACUUUUACUGACAUUUUUUUCAUGAUUAUAAAGAAGUAGGUUUCGGGGGGAGGAUAGACUUCAUUAUCCUCAGCAAGCUGCAGCAUGCACAUCUGAUAUGCUACAUGCUGAAUGUUCAGCAUGCAGUCCCUAAUAUCUGUGCUAUGUUAUGGGCUUUUCUUUUAUUCAUGACAUAAGAUGACACAUUCUGACAUUUCAAGGUAUAAGAACCCAGGGGGUUAUUGCACUUUAUAUUGGAUCUGCAGCAUCUGUAGUAAAAUGUGUUGUUAUUUGCCUCCAAAAUUUGUUGACUGUUUUUGUUUGUUAACCAGGUAAACAUACUGUACAAAAGUGCCACUGUUUGGGGGCAGCUUAACAGCACUCUGAUUAAAUGAGUUACUUCAUCAAACAGUAAACAGUUACCAUUUGAGGGAAUGUAACCCAAGACUACAGGAUGAUGCUUAUUACCAGCCCAUAUCUUUGAUCUUUUGCACCAGCCUGCUAUAUGCCAUUGUUUAUCAAAACGUUUGUAGUGCUUUCCUGUCCCAUGGUGUAGAGAGAAAGAGAAAGCCCUGACUACAUUCCAAACUAGUGUUGGUGGUGGUAUUGAAGGGAAACAGUCAGGGAAAGGUGAGAGUGAGUAGCAAAUGCUGGCUUGCCUAUCCUGGCAGAAGAGAGGCAGCUAGGUGUUCUGUAUUGGUGACGACUGCAAGAAUAUAGGUAUAUCUCCAGCAGCAUGUAGAGCAUAGCAUGUCCAUGCUGCAUGUGGUGUGCUGCUUGGUCAGAAGGUUGCUGAUACAAUGAAACAUGCAUGCACCUCCUGAUGGCAGUGUUCUUAGAGUUCACAAGCUGUUAAGAGGUUGAUGAUAGGACAGUCUGCGAGACAGUCUGCGAGAUUUGCAGGUUGGCAAACUCCAUAAUACCCAUGUCUCAUGUCCACCAGGAAAAUAAUGGGUCACGGAGAUCUUGCCCCAGUAGGGGAAUGAAUGUGUCAGUUGUGUGGUACAAGAAGGAGAGUCAUUGGGCCAGUCCUGUGAAAUAGCAAACAAACAAGGUGUGCCUUGGUGGCAGAGUUGCUGAAGGACAAUCUUCUUGUACCUGAAUAACUGGCUAAUGGGGCCCUCAUCUUGGCUCCCUUUUGGUUGUCAUUAACCAGAUUUUUCCAUGGUUCCAGUCCCUCAGUGUAGUAACAGUUGUGAGAAAGUCACUUUUCUGCUUCUGCAAAGGAUUUCCUUUAAUAGGUGGGUGCACUAUUUCAUGUGUCAGUCAUCUAUCCUCCGGUAAAGGACACACUAAAUCAGGGCUUUGGCCUUCUAGAGUAAAUGCAGACACAAAAGGCUGCUUGUAUUUUGCAGUGCUUACUAUUAUUUUUGGAAGCUAGUCUUUGCUGUAUCCAUGGUGUGUUUCUGCAUAAGGGUACUUCAGUAGAUGUUGUAUUGUCAUUCCCUGAGUAAUUUUCAUUACAUCUCAGAUUGCUACUAGAUUUGGAUCUUUCCUGUAGCUGUCUGGAAUGGUGGGCCUUGUCAAACCAGUCUGGAUGUGGGUUCCUUUUUACUUGCUUUGCUUUGACUCACAUUCUUGCAACAAAUGUGUUAUUGGUGGGAUGAGGAACAUGCAUUGUUUCUCCUGUGGUCCAGUGGAAGUGGGUUUCUGUUACAUAUAGCUCUCUAAGAGCUGAAAGCUCUUGCUUUAGAAACGUAGCAAAUUUGUUUGAUGCCUCUUGAUGUCCUGAUGAUGGUAUUGGACAACCAACUUGUAGUUUGGCAUCUGAAAAAAGUGUGUUGGGGUUUAUUGUGUUCCUCUUCCUUCUGCUGAGCAGUCAGUGAGCCCACCAAUCAAGACAUUUUCUUUGUGGCAUUUUAUAUCCCAGAGGAGUCAAACCUCAUUGCAGACUUGCGGAAAUAGUUGAAGUCUUCUGAAAAUGUGCCAACAGCAGAUAAGUAUUCACAUUGUCUUCAGAGAUUAGUCUGCUAGCAAUGUAUUGCCCUUCACUUGUGCAAGCAGCUGAUGUCAGCAGGAUGCCUUAAUCAUUUCCUGCCUGAGAGAGAUCUUGUCACACUCUCCCAUUGAAGACCCUUUCCUCCCGUGGACAAUAACUUUGCAGUUGACAGAUCAGUCCAUUAAUCCUUUGGAGUCCACUGGGAUGGCAGUUGUGAAAGUUUGUAUUUGGAAGAUAGUGGUGGCGAUCACAUCUGCCAGGCAUCCAUUAGUUCUUAACCACUUUUCUUUGAAUAGGGAUUUCAAACUCUUAUUCACCCAGUUUAUUAAUUUUCUUGACUUUAUUCUAGUUGAUAAAAUGCAGAAUGCAGAAUUAGGGACACCAACACAUACUCCUUGGAUUUACACUUACAGCUGAGACUGUAUUACUGGUAACUUUAUCUGUUCAGUAAAAAGUAAGACCGUAUGUGUUCUUUUCUUCAGGUAUGGAGAGGUUGGUAAUUGUUGACUACAUCCUGUUCAGGUGCAGUCAACUGAAUUGUCUUUUUCCAUUAUGUGACCAUCUAGCAUUUAACCAGUGACGAUAAAGGGUAGUUCUACUAGAUGAGAACCGUAGUUGCUUUCAUUGCUUCUUUCAGUAUGUAUCCAUUGUAAACAUAUGUGCUGGGACUAUCUACUCCAUAUUGCAUGCAUUUACCAAAGCACAUUGUCUGCCUUCUAAUGCAUUUCUUGUAUCAAACAAUCUGUCUUACAUGCCUGCCUUCCUCCAUGUAGGGAUAUGCAAAUACUGCAGUGGUUCUGAAAGCAAGAUGUCAGAAGUACAUGAUUAUUCAUUAUUUUAUGCUACUCUUAAACAGUCAUCUGCACUUUUUCUAACAUUUCUCAUUGUCACCUUUAUAGACUUUUGUUUAUGCAGAUCAAGACACACUUCAUCUUUAGAUGUGCUUGAAAUGGGAAAUAUGUAUCUGGUGUGCUCUCCCAGUCCAGCAGCAUAAAAAAGGAGACUCUAAUCUGAAUGCCCACUGCAGAGAGGCCUUCUCAGGACUGAGCCGAUAUACUAAUGACUUGCACCACCAUUCAUUUCUUUAGCCAUCUGUAUAAUACUUCUGGUGCACACUGCAAUAGUUUCAGUUCUCAUGUAAAUCUGUACAAUUUUGAAGAAUCAUGUUGAAGGUCAAGUUUAUGCAGAUUAGAAUAUACAUCCAACCAUUGGCAGCCCCUUUUCCCCAUUUUUAUUUUCUUACAAAUGUUUGUUCACAUCUCAGCAUUUCUAGAACCUCUGUAGACAUCUGAGGUUGUUCUAACCAUCUGUCCCCAUUGAUUGCUGUCUUGACCACAUGGCUUUCUGCUUCACCCCAAGAAUCAUUAUUGGGUGGUGCUCUGCCUCUCUCCUGUAUAGACCAUAUUUUUAGUUCAUGGGUAGUUACACAAUGGAGAACCUGUCAUACGGACUACACAGCUUCUGUGUAUCUGCUUGUUUUCACAUUUUCUUGCCCAGAAUGUUGAAGGAAGCAAUGGGUGUCUGUCAAUAUUUGUGUUGUAUAGGAAUAUGUACUCAUAAUUUCUUGAGUUUCUGCUUAUCCUGUAGCUUGCGUUUGUAUAGGUCUCAUAUCAACUAUAUUUUAAAUUCCUCAGUAUGUUGUGAGCACCAUCUAAUGUGCAUAAUCUAGCUUUCCCCAUGCAUCCUUGCAGUAACUCAAACUUAAUUUGAAAUCCUGGAGCUCAGUGAAUUUCAGAAUUAACUUUGCAGUGAUUGGCUGGUCAGCUCUUUCACUGAGACAGACCAUUCACCUUCAUAAGUGGAUGGCAAACAACUUGCAACUUUGCUUUGGUAAAUAACUUUGCUCGUGUUGGCAAAUACACCUUCAUUUAAUGUUUUGGGGUAUGGCAUAAAAUAAGUUUAGAUUAGAUCCCCAUCAUGUCAGAUUUAGUGUGUCAGGGCUGCAUUGUCAGUGUCCACUGCCAUAAGCAAAAUGUUUCUUGAUUUUUCACAAUUCUCUGGUACAUUUAAGCAAGAGAGGAAACUAGAUGUUCACAAUAGCAACACUGCUAUCAGUGAUCUGUUGUCAUCACUUUGUAAGUGAUUUUAGUUUCCUCACUUUUGUGUAUUUUAUAAAACCUGAUUUCUUUCUCUUUCUCUUUUUCGUUACAUUAUUUUCUAUGCAGCUGAACAAAAUUAAGGAUGAGAUAGCAGGUAAACAUAAGAGCAUGUUAUAAGUUACGAUCCUGCCUUUAGAAAUAAAUGAGAUGAGCCUAAAGAUCACUGCCUGCAAAUAUCAUGUGGUAGAUGCAAGGGCAAUGGCAUAGAGAGGUAAAGCCCUCACUACAGUGCAGGCAACUAGGGUUCAGUUAGCAUCCCAGGCAUCUGAGGCACUGACUGAGAACAAGCAUGCAUGUCCUGGGAGGGGAGGAGGGAGGGGAGCAUGCAUGAGGCACACAGUUUGGUUAGAUUUUCCUGGCAGAGGCCAAGGAAACAACAAUGAAGUAUUUUCUGUGGGUUAGCAGAGCAACUUGCUGAUGUCCACUUCCUUGCAGAAGUAAAGAGCAAAUCAGUCCUGUCAUCCCAUUGCAUGCAUGUUACUGGGGCAUGCAUGGCAGGGGGAUGAGUUGGGAAAACACUCUUGGCAACAGUGUGACACAGAUCCAGGAUGCCUUGAUCUCCACUGUAGCCCAACCCCUACGUGUAGUGUGCUCAGGGUAGGCUAGGAGGGCAGGAAGAGACACCAGGGUCCACUGAUGGGCAUCUGUGGGAUACAAAAAGAGUACAAAAAGUAUGUUAUGUGGUAAAGUGUACAGAUAUUCAAGUCUUGAUUAACAGACCACUCAAAACAUUCACAGCAUAACAUUUGAAAGUCUAAACAAUGCCAUCAUUGUUGGGGUCAAAGACAAAAUAAAUUUUUGUAGGAAAACAUGCGACACUGUAUAAGCAUCAUGAUUAAAAUUGUUUUAUCAAUGAACAUUAUGUUAUCAGUGUACAGCUGUAGUAUUCACUGGGAAAUGUGUUGCAGGCUGAUGCGCUGGUUAUUGGAAACUUUGUACUAAAAACAUUUUGAACUGGUGUUUCGUAAAUUAAAUGUUAAUACCACUGUAAAAGAAAUGUUUCACUAGCCAUGCAGUAUUUACUUGCAUGAUUACUGGUUAGUUGUUGUGUACUAAGGUAAAUGCAUAAUGGCUCACAUAUGGUAUAUUAUUUUGAAAAAAAAGUGAUGCCCUCAAAAAAAAAAAAAAAAAAACAAAUGUUACUGAGCUUUUAUUCAUCUUGACACUGCUAACCCUUACAAAAUGUGUUCUGAAUUUUUAGUAGAUGUAUUUUAUUUUGAGUCACGUUUUCCAUAAUAAUAAUAUUUUGGAUAUUUAUAAAUGGUUAUUUGCCUCAUAUUGAUAAAAAAAUAUUUGUUUUUUGUUUCAGAUUUGAGCAGUGUGCCAUUUCAUAUGUUGUGUUUCCAUUUUAGUUAAACUUUUUAACUAAAUUAACCUAGCACAGGUCACAUUGACAUGUGAAGGUAAAUUGUUUACUAAGUUGGCAGCACUGUAAUAUGUAUAUUAUGUACAUAAUGAAUCGUCAGAACUCUUAUUUUGAUAAAGUACUUUGUAUUUGAAAUGCCACAGUUGCAUUAUUUAAUAAAUAGCAACAUAAUUUGAACCUGGUCAAUAAAGCUGAGAUUGGGUCAGCA
This is a messenger RNA of Protopterus annectens (West African lungfish), 11772 nucleotides long. RefSeq names its product golgi integral membrane protein 4 (gene GOLIM4). Gene Ontology annotation, cellular component: Golgi apparatus; Golgi membrane. The transcript has 16 exons. The record is from RefSeq and is a predicted model, not a curated record. NCBI's taxonomy places the organism in Eukaryota, Metazoa, Chordata, Ceratodontiformes, Protopteridae. The coding region runs from base 461 to 2485 and encodes 674 amino acids.